Messenger RNA from Psammomys obesus (fat sand rat), 636 nucleotides. It is a transcript of the gene H1-1, whose product is annotated as H1.1 linker histone, cluster member. Bases 1 to 636 code for a protein of 211 amino acids. The record is from RefSeq and is a predicted model, not a curated record. Gene Ontology annotation, molecular function: double-stranded DNA binding; nucleosomal DNA binding; structural constituent of chromatin. Gene Ontology annotation, cellular component: nucleus; nucleosome. Gene Ontology annotation, biological process: nucleosome assembly; negative regulation of DNA recombination; chromosome condensation. The transcript has a single exon. NCBI's taxonomy places the organism in Eukaryota, Metazoa, Chordata, Mammalia, Rodentia, Muridae.
AUGUCCGAGACGCCGCCGGUCUCUCAGGCUGCCUCCGCCGCCCCCGAGAAGCCCGCAGCCGCCAAGAAGACCAAGAAGCCUGCCAAGUCCGCGGCGCCUAAGAAGAAGCCCGCGGGGCCGUCGGUGUCCGAGCUCAUCGUGCAGGCUGUCUCCUCCUCCAAAGAGCGCAGCGGCGUGUCCCUGCCCGCCCUCAAGAAGGCCCUCGCUGCGGGCGGCUACGACGUGGAGAAGAACAACAGCCGCAUCAAGUUGGGGCUCAAGAGCCUGGUGAGCAAGGGCACCCUGGUGCAGACCAAGGGCACCGGCGCUGCUGGCUCCUUCAAGCUCAACAAGAAGGCGGAGGCCAAGACCACCAAGGUGUCCGUGAAGGCCAAGGCUUCGGGGUCCACCAAGAAGCCCAAGAAGACUGCUGGGGCCUCAGCCAAGAAGGCUGUCAAGACUCCCAAGAAGCCGAAGAAGCCCGCCGUCGCCAAGAAGCCUUCCAAGAGCCCGAAGAAGCCGAAGGUGGUGAAGGCCAAGAAGGUAGCCAAGAGCCCUGCCAAGGCCAAGGCAGUGAAGCCCAAGGCUGCCAAAGGGAAGGUGACCAAGCCCAAGACCGCAACUAAGCCCAAGAAGGCGGCACCCAAGAAAAAGUGA